This is a messenger RNA of Betta splendens (Siamese fighting fish), 3567 nucleotides long. RefSeq lists its product as uncharacterized. Gene Ontology annotation, biological process: proteolysis. The record is from RefSeq and is a predicted model, not a curated record. The coding region runs from base 1086 to 2687 and encodes 533 amino acids. Lineage: Eukaryota; Metazoa; Chordata; Actinopteri; Anabantiformes; Osphronemidae. Gene Ontology annotation, molecular function: serine-type endopeptidase activity. The transcript has 12 exons.
CAGAUGGUCGCCCUCAAUGACAGGGAAGUAGCAGGCGUUGGAACAAAGAGAAAAGGUGCAAUGUGCAAAUGGAGGAUGUGAUUUUUGGACCGUCAUUGUGGGAGACGCAACUUCCCCUGUGUGAAAGACGUGUGCGACCGAACAUGUGGCAGAGACGAAGACACAAAGAUAAAUAACAGGACUGUUAUGGAGGUUUGAGCAAUGCUUUCAGGGCUUUGGUGAACUGGAGAAAGACUCCAUUCACCGUGAAUCCCUGAUCUGCACCGUCACCAUCGGCUUGAAACAACAGACUGAGGGUGAGUCGGGAAAAGCUGUGGCAACUGGCGUGAACACAUUUAAUCAGAAUCUCCUGCAGGUGACACCAACUUUACAGCCCUCACUGCAAAACUGCUGUGCAGGUUCAGAACCACAUCUUUAUGAGCAAGUUUCCUCUGUAGUGAGUGUAAAACAAAGCUGCACUGAAGUCUCACACAGCCACUUGAUUCACAUUCUGAAGUUGGCUCCAUUCAGGAUGUGACGCCUGUUAUUGAUGCGAUGGUGAAAGCUGAAGGCCAGGUAUCAGUCGAAUCUCUGUAAAGAGCUGCACGAGAUGUGAGACUAUGAAUCACUGAGGCGUUGUGUGUUUGUGUUCCUCAGAAUUUUCAAAUAACUUAAGGUACUUUAUGAUUAAUAGUGAAGUUUGCAUUAUUUUGGACACACUGUCCUCAGGCUCCAGCUUUAUUUUUUAUGUGGAUCAUAUUAAAACAAAGAAAACAAUCUAAAGUUUUUGUUUUGAAAUGAUAUUUUCCAUUAUUUUACCAGUCUGACCCACUUGGGAAUAGAUGUUCCUUCCAUGGAAGGUUUGACCUGGAGGAAUGUUGUCCCCAUGUCUUUUCUUUCCUACCUACCUUUUGGUCUUUGUCCAGUAAAAUAUUGUUACAUACUGUGUUUUAAAGGUAGAUAAACCAGACUGGAAGGAGAACCAUAGCUUCCCUUCAGAUACUUCUUCUUUCUGUUUAAGUGUCGAUAAACCAGCAGCCAAUGGGGUUGUGGUGAUAACUUGUCAUAAUGUAAUUGGUGGCUCCGCAGGACAGAAUAAUAUAAAAAUGAGCCAAACCCUCAGCAGAGCAGAGACUGGAAGGACUCUGAGGACCAUGGCUUCUCUUCAGAUACUUCUUCUCCUGUGUAUCACUGUUUCAGUGAGCGCAGCUGGACAUCUGCAGAAAAGAAUCUACGGAGGUAGAAACUGCUCCCCAUCUGAGCGUCUGUACCAUGUCAGACUAAGACCAUAUGAUGGUAAAGGUUAUUAUACCUGUGGUGGCUCUCUGAUCAGUGAUCAGUGGAUUCUGACUGCAGCUCACUGCUGGAAUACGUCAUGGACUUCUGGUGCUAUGAAUGUGAUUGUAGGAGUUCAUCCAGGUAACAAUAAGAAGGAAAUGGAAAUAAAUCAAGCAGACAUAAUCCCUUUUAAAGACACAAACAAUAAUGUUCAUGACAUCAUGUUACUGCGGCUGCCUAAGAAAAUCACAGGCAUCAAACCCAUAAAGCUUCCUAAGUGCUCUGCCAAAUAUGAGCCUAAAAUAAAUGACUUGGUUGAAGUAGCAGGGUAUGGCAAUUGUCAAUUAAACGCAACGUAUCAUGAAGUGAAAAUUCAACCAGCAAAACUCCAAUGUGCACAGAUGAAAGUUGAGGACUGUAUGAAAGGUCAAGCAUCAAUACAGGAAUGUAAACCAAAUGAGCCAUUUGAAAACUGGCUUUGUGCAAAACCCUAUGCAGGGGAAACGUGUCGAGGCGACUCUGGUGGUGGAGUGGUGUUCAAUAACAGGAUACACGCUGUUGUCUCAGUUGGCCCUGAAUGUCAUAAUAAUCGUGGGACAUUUGGGUACUUGAAGGUCUGUCCCUACAUGAAAUGGAUCAAAAACACCCUCAAAGAAAGAAAACGGGACAAGAAAAGAAAAUUCUGGGAAGGAAUUGUAAAUAAAAUGGGUUUCACAGAGAGUUCAGCGAUGGUUCUACAGAACAGAGUCAUUGGAGGUCAACAGUGUGAGCGUCCGUAUCACGUCAGACUGAGAGCCGUCAGCGCUGGUGGAGCUUCCAGCUCGUGUGGAGGCUCUCUGAUCAGUAAACGCUGGGUUCUGACAGCAGCUCACUGUCUGAAGCCGGGGCGAGGAGGUCCAGCCCAGGAAAUUAAAAUUACUGCAGAAGCUGAGAUCUUCACCGAUAAAGACAUCAACAACAACAUCAGGUCACACGACAUCAUGUUACUGCAGCUUCCGACCCCCACUGACGUUCAGCCUGUAGCACUACCUGACUGUGAAUGCAGCCCUGAAAUAAGUCAUUCCACAGUCCACAUAGCCGGACACGCUGCCACCACUGGAGGCCCCAACAAUGAACGAAGACCAGGCUCCUCAUCCAACCUCCAUUGUGCAGACAUACAAGUUGUCGACUGUGAAAACCUCAAAACAAGGCUGCAGUUAAAUUUCCCACAGGUCCACAAAGUCAAGGAGAACCAGCACUGGUUCUGUGGACGCUCUCCUGGAGUCGACAUAUGUUACGGAGACUCCGGUGGAGGAGUGGUGUUCAAUGACAGACUUUAUGGAGUCAUCUCUUUUCUUGGUGAUCCUGAGUUUGUUUGUGUCAGAGCAGCUGCAUUCAUGGACCUCUGUAAUCCACAGUACACAACUUGGAUCAAGAAAAUAAUCACUUGACAUGAAACAGUCUAAGAUAUUGUACGGUUUGAGCACCAGUAACAGCAGAUACUAGCAGCGCUAAAACCUCUGAACACUGAACAAACACUGAGCACUACUGGGCUGGACUGUAGUGUGUGACUGCAGCAGGAACAGCACAAAUCCACUGGGUGCAUGUGGGUGUUUGUGUGGUGGUUCAGGCUCAGUGCUGUAGGUGUAAAGGUUGGACUGAGGAAUUCAGAGGUGACUUGAACUCCUACAUUACAAACCUGGAUGUCGACACCAAAUACUGCAUGUUGUACUGGUUCAACUGUUAAAACUUCUGACUUGUUUUGUUUUUGCUUUUACUGAACUUGUUAAAAUGUUUAUUGUACAAAAAUAUAUGAAUCAUAAUCAAUGGAAAAAGGCUCCAUGCAAAGCUACAGAAGCACAGGUUAUUUCUGAGUUUCCUGCUUCUGUUACUACAUCUCUAUAAAUCUCACUCUCAUGUGCUUCAGAGCAGACAAAGCUUGAACCUGACUGGUGAGUUUAGAACACAUUAAGGCUUAUCAAGUGCAGAGUCACUACUGAUCCUAAUCAGAGCUGUCGGCCUGAGGUCCUGAACCAUCAAGUGGAGGAUAAUGUGGUUGAAAAGGCUGCAGAGCAGACGUCACCUUUACUGGCGGCUGUUUGACAUAUGGAUUAGAGUAGAAACUAGAUUCACUAUAGACUCACUCUCCUCAGAUAAAUAAAGCGCUUUAAACCUGUUUCUACUGUAUGACACGUAGCGUGUGGUGAACUAUUAAGUACAGUAUUUAUUAUAUGCUUCAGUUGUUUGAGUGAGUAGUUGAGGAGCAAAUCUACUGUAUUACUGCUUGAGGUUGCUUUUGACAGAACAUUAAAGAACAUUUAUUGAAUUUUA